This is a messenger RNA of Aspergillus mulundensis, 3858 nucleotides long. RefSeq lists its product as uncharacterized. Lineage: Eukaryota; Fungi; Ascomycota; Eurotiomycetes; Eurotiales; Aspergillaceae. Gene Ontology annotation, molecular function: actin binding; magnesium ion transmembrane transporter activity. The transcript is spliced from 6 exons. Bases 1 to 3858 code for a protein of 1285 amino acids. Gene Ontology annotation, cellular component: mitochondrial inner membrane. Gene Ontology annotation, biological process: mitochondrial magnesium ion transmembrane transport. The record is from RefSeq and is a predicted model, not a curated record.
AUGCCAUCUAUCUUAAGUGACGCCGACAAGGAAACGGUGAAGAGAAAUGUCCCGAAACCGGCAAAUAAGAUACACGCAGUUGCAGUUGCGCGGCUCUUUGUGGCAUAUCCGGACCCGCACAAAUGGACUUACACCGGCCUACAAGGUGCACUUGUCCUGGCAAAUGACUUGGUCGGGCGCACCUUUUGGUUGAAGUUGGUGGAUGUAUCGCCUGCUGGAAAGGGUGUCAUUUGGGACCAGGAAAUAUAUGAGAACUUCCAAUAUAACCAAGACCGAACGUUCUUCCACACUUUUGAGCUGGACGAUUGCCCCGCCGGUUUGUCAUUCGCCGAUGAGAAAGAGGCGAAGACAUUCAUCAAGAAGAUGAUAGAGCGGGAGAAGAACGCAAGCAAAGAGACACGCCAGACUCCUUUUGCAUCGGUACGAGGCCAGGGGCCUACACCAGUCGCUAAUGGAAAGCACCAUGGCAUGGGUCGAUCCAUAUUUGGCAGCCUGUUGGGACGCUCGAGUGCGCCCACGCAGAUAACGCCCGCGGAACUGCCCCCCGCGCCGACAAUCCAAGUCGCUCCACCACCUCCUGCACCGGCAGCUAGCCCGCCACGCAAGGAACUCCCCUUCGACACAAGUGAUCCAUCAUGGAAGGGGCUGCUGAGCGAGCUCGAGGCUAUGGGGUUCACGGAGGACCAGAUCGCGGACAAUGCAGACUUCAUCAAGUCAUAUAUCGAGCAAAAGAAAGCCAGCGAAGCUGAAUCUGCGACGCCUCCUGCCGACGACAGGAAAGCAAAGGCACCGCCUCCGCCUCCUCCCGCUGUACCCCCUCCUAAGGCUACUGCCGUUAGCCCUCAACACACUGGCAGUAGUUCAGGCAGCCGACGUGGUGCUCCUCCGCCGCCUCCGCCCUCGCGCAAGACUCCAGCAAAAGCAGAAGAAGACGCAGCUCCUGCGCCUCCCCGAGAUCCGUCGCCGCCGCGGCCAAGAUUCCGCGCUCCGCCUCCUAUAGCAGACGCCGGCAAAUACGCCCAUACGCCUGGUCCAGCACCGCCUGCGCGUCCACGAGCAGCGUCAGGAGCUACACCUGGGCCACCUCCGCCGCCUCGACCCCCGAAAGCUCCGAUGGAUGAUGGGGCGCCUCGAUUUGGAGUCCCACCUCCAUUCCAAGGUGAGCGCAAGGUGUCCGCGCCUCCGGCACCACCAAGCCGUAGCCCGGGAGGUCCUCCGCCCCCUCCACCACGUACAGCAAGCCCUGCAUCACCACCUCAACUUCCGCCCAAAAUUCCCGCAUUUUCCUCAGGACCUCCACCGCCGCCUCCAAGAAGCCCGGCCUCCCAACCGCCGCCCCCUCCGCCUGUUCCGAGUGUAUCACGGCCUAUUCCCCCACCUCCUGUUGCAAACAUCCCUCCGCCACCACCUCCACCGGCACGCCCAGCACCAAGUGCAGCUGGACCCCCUCCACCGCCUCCCCCGCCGCCGCCAAGCUCCGGACCUCCCGUGCCACCACCUCCACCUCCUCCAGCGACAGGAAGCUUCGCACCCCCGCCGCCCCCUCCCCCACCUUCAGGGCCCGGCGCACCACCACCACCGCCACCGCUUCCUACAGGCGCUGGUGCUCCUCCUCCACCUCCUCCUAACGGAGCAGCACCGCCAUUACCUCAACCUAGUGGAGGUAGGGACGACUUGUUGGCUGCCAUUCGAGCUUCCGGUGGCCAGGGUGGUGGAGGUUUGCGCAAGGUAAAGGAUUCCGAAAAGAAAGAUCGAAGUGGAGCUAUGGUACCCGGCGGGGCCAGUGAAUCGGCAGCAGCUGCUCCUAGCACAGGCGGCGGCCCUCAAGGAGGAUUGGCAGGAGCAUUGCAAGACGCCUUGGCGAAGAGAAAGCAGAAAGUCAGCGGUAGUGAUGACGAGAAAGAUGACGACGAUGAUUGUAUUUGGAGGAAAAUCCGAGCGGAAGACGUCGACGGAGUUGAACAACCGCGGGCGAGAAGUUUGGAUUUGAAAUUGCGAGAAGGAAUAGUGCCGUCCUCUCGCCGGAGACUUCCAGCAAAGACAGAAAUGAUUUCACCGUCACCCCUGAAACCCUCUGUCCCUUCAACGUCACUCCUCCGAUUCCUGCGCGCUCAAUCCGAAUCGGCCCUCUUCUCGACAAACCAGCCAUCGGCAUGCCGCCGCAUCUCUACCAGGGUGCCUCGCUCAUCUAACCCGUUGUCAUCAGCAGAGCCUUCGAGUCGAACGAAUAUAGAACUCAACCCGUGUCAAAUACGUCUCUUUACUGAUGUCCAACUUCCGCGAUGCCGCACUUCACGAUGCGAGACAAAUUUAACUCCUGCCGCCGCGUUCCAGCGCCUUUCGAGAUCACCGCAAUGCCGGAAUUUCUCCUCAACAAGAAGCCGACCGAUUCUACGCAAAUUCUGGGACUUCAGACGCAAAAAGCAGGCUGUUGAGCCCCGCCGCGGACCUUCGUUACUUGAUGACACAGAAAAUUUGAGUCUUGCGCGAGCGCUAGCAGCCAAAGCCUCCAACGAACUGCGCCUUCGAUGCACAGAGUUUGAUCUCAACGGGAACGUGACACUGAUGAAUGGAGAGUUCAAGAAAAGCGAGCUGAUAGCCAAGUAUGGUCUACUCCCGCGUGAUCUUCGAAAAAUCGAUUCAUCAACGCUGCCCCAUAUCUUUGUGCGGCCUCGUACUAUCCUGAUCAACCUCCUCCAUCUUCGUGUGCUCAUCAAAGCGGACCGCGUCUUGGUUUUCGACGCAUAUGGCUCAACGGAUUCAUAUAUGCAAUCGUUGUUUGUGUAUGACUUGGAGGGCAAGCUGCGGCAAAAGCAGGCUCAAAGUACGGGUGCAGGCUCCCUUCCAUAUGAGUUCCGUGCCCUCGAAGCAGUCUUGAUCAGCGUGACUACGGGGCUAGAGGAAGAAUUCAACGGUGUCCGGGAGCCAGUCGUGCGCGUCUUGCGGGCCUUGGAGGAAGAUAUUGACCGGGACAAGCUCCGGCACUUGCUUAUCUACUCCAAGAAGCUAGGUACCUUUGAACAAAAGGCGCGGCUCGUCCGAGAUGCGAUCGACGAUUUACUGGAAGCCGACGAUGACCUGGCUUCGAUGUACCUCAGUGAGAGAGCAAAUGGUUUCCAGCGAGAGGAGCACGACCACCAGGAGGUCGAGAUGCUUCUGGAAUCGUAUCACAAAGUAUGCGACGAAAUCGUGCAAGCGAGCGGGAACUUGGUGACCAGCAUCCGCAACACGGAAGAAGUCGUGAAAGCAAUUCUCGACGCAAACCGCAACUCCCUCAUGCUGCUCGAUCUCAAGUUUAGCAUCGGCACGCUGGGCCUCGCAACAGGAACCCUCUUCUCCGCGCUCUACGGCAUGAACCUUAAGAACUUCAUUGAAGAAUCCGACCUCGGGUUCGGCGCCGUCUCCGUCACCUGCUUCGCCAUCUCCGCCCUCGUCUGCGUCUACGGCCUCGCAAAGCUACGUAAGCUCCAACGCGUCCGCAUGUGGGGGGAGGCCGGCGUUGGCGGAACCCCCAUCAUCCCGCUCCACUCCUCCCGCACUAGCGCUUUCCCCAGCCACCGUGCCAAUUGGCGCGCCGACUCCAUCGAGCCCGUUUGGGGGAGUUUGCCCGGUGAAGGACGCGCUGAGCGUAUCAAGCGCCUGAAGGACAGCUCAGCUGCCGCGGCGGCCGCGAGGAAUGCGGCAUCCUCUGCUGCGAGUAGUCGUGCUGCGAGCUUGAAGCGGGCGCUGAAGUUCCCGUCUGAAUCGGGGGCGAAGGCUAAGGAUGCGUCUGCGGGUGCCGCUGCUGCUUCAAGCACGGGCGCUGCUGAGGCUAGUGCUCAGCCUCAGAGCGGUGGUUCUAGCUCUACGUCUGCGUGA